Molecule: messenger RNA, 966 nt
Organism: Schistocerca cancellata (South American locust)
Lineage: Eukaryota; Metazoa; Arthropoda; Insecta; Orthoptera; Acrididae
Product: prolactin-releasing peptide receptor-like
Exons: 3
Coding region: 1-966 (321 amino acids)
Biological process (GO): G protein-coupled receptor signaling pathway
Cellular component (GO): plasma membrane; neuron projection
Molecular function (GO): neuropeptide Y receptor activity; neuropeptide binding
Source: RefSeq, a predicted model, not a curated record
AUGGAGGCGCCCUUCGAGCUGGCGGACGUGCUGGAGUACAACGGCACACUGUGGGUGAACGAGGAGGACCCGGUGCAGCUGACCUGGGUGCAGGCGCUGCUCGGCCUGCUCUACGGCGCCAUCUUCGUCGUGGGGGUGACGGGCAACCUGCUGGUGCUGGUGGUGGUGGCGCGCGCGCGGCCCGCCCACACCCUCACCAACCUGUUCAUCGGCAACCUCGCGCUCAGCGACCUCAUGCUGUGCCUGCUGUGCGUGCCCUUCACGCCGCUCUACACCUUCAUGGGCCGCUGGGUCUUUGGCGCCUUCCUCUGCCGCGUAGUCGUGCUGGCACAGGGCACCAGCGUGUACGUAUCGUCGCUGUCGCUGGCCGUGGUGGCUGCGGACCGGUACGUGGCGGUGACGCAGCCGCUGCGCGCGCGGCCGCGCGGCGCCUGCUGCCUGUUCGCCGUGGCGGCCGUGUGGCUGUGCGCGUGCGCGGGCGCGCUGCCGUACGCGCUGCACGUGCAGCACCGGCCGGCCGACGGCGCCUGCGAGGAACACUGGCCGUCGGCGCGCGCGCGCGCCACCUUCGGCGCCGCCACCUUCUGCGCGCAGCUGGCCGUGCCGCUCGUCGUCGCCGCCUUCUGCUACGGCCGCGUCUGGCUGCGGCUGCGCGCGCGCGAGCGCGACCGGCGCGCAGCCAGCGCCGCUAGCCCGCCCGCCGCGGUGCGCGAGGCGGCGCGCGCGCGCGCGCGGCGCACGCUGCGCCUGCUGGUUGCCGUCGUGGCGGUGUUCGCCGCCUGCUGGCUGCCGCUGGCGCUGCUCAACCUGGCCGCCGACCUGAGCGCGCGCGCCACGCGCUGGCGCUUCUUCCACCUCGGCUUCUUCGUGGCGCACGUUCUCGCCACCAGCUCGGCCUGCUACAACCCAUUCCUUUACGCCUGGCUCAACGACAACUUCCGGCGCGGGCGGCGCCCACGCCGAUGA